Molecule: messenger RNA, 388 nt
Organism: Staurois parvus
Lineage: Eukaryota; Metazoa; Chordata; Amphibia; Anura; Ranidae
Source: the annotation of a GenBank genome assembly
UUGCAUUUUCUAUGUUCUUGUAUUGGAAGACCGGGGUUUGUGAAUUCAGGGUCCUGGGAGACCAGAUAUAGUGAAAGCAGGGAGACCAGAUAUAGUGAAUGCAGGGAGACCAGAUAUAGUGAAUGCAGGGUCCGGGGAGACCAGAUAUAGUGAAUACAGGGUUCGAGGAGACCAGAUAUAGUGAAUGCGGGGUCCUGGGAGACCAGAUAUAGUGAAUGCGGGGUCCGGGGAGACCAGUAUAGUGAAUGCGGGGUCCUGGGAGACCAGAUAUAGUGAAUGCGGGGUCCGGGGGAGACCAGAUAUAGUGAAUGCAGGGUCCGGGGAGACCAGAUAUAGUGAACGCAGGGUCCAGGGAGACCAGAUAUAGUGAAUGCAGGGUCCGGGGAGA